GUACAGCAGUGAAUCCAACCCCAGCCAGCAGGACCUAACCACUACCCCCCAUAUGUUCUGUUUCAACAAGUAUCUCACCAUCUCUUUCAAAAUACCCAAAUUCCUGCUUGGCACUCUUUAAAACCCUAAACAAAACAAGCCAUUAUUUUUUUUAAGAAGCAAGCUUCAAUCUUUUUCACAAGUCCUCCUACAGCAACGUCAACGAUAAAUUCACGAAUCCCUGCAGAUUCUUGCAAAAAAAGAUGCCACCUUUUGUGUUAUCGAAGAAUCUUGAAAACACCCACAAACCAAAUAUAGUCACAAUUGAUGUGGGUGGUCAACUGUUUCAAACCACUGCACAAACCCUAACCCUAGCUGGCUCAAACAAUUUUUUCUCAAAUCUCUUCAAUUCUUCUCAGCAAAACAACGUCAAUCUCAACGGUAUCCAAUCGCGCCAUGAGCAGGGUAUGAACCAGAACAGUCUUCCUUUUAUUGAUAGAGACCCUGAAUUGUUUUCAAUUAUUUUAUCUCUUUUAAGAACUGGGAGUUUGCCAUCAAAAGCUAAAGCCUUUGAAAUUCAAGAUAUUGUUUUUGAAGCAAAGUUUUAUGGAGUUGAACAUCUUCUUGUUCAGUCUCAAUCAAACCCAUCUCAAUUUGAGCCCUUUGACCUUGAAAAGUCAACGCUUUUGCCUCUAAGUGGCAGAGACUCGCCUUCUGCAAUUGCUGCAACACCAUAUGGGUCAGUUCAUGUUUCUCAUGGUAGCAAGAUUACAUCUUUUGAUUGGUCUUUACAAAGAAAGUCAACCAUUUUGACCCAGUUUACAGCUAUUGAUUCUUUGUUAUCUUUAUCAUCAAAUGUUGUUGCAGCUGGUGCUACUGACUUUUCUGGGUUGCAAAUUAUUGAUCUUGAAAUGGGGUUUGUUAAAAAGACUUUGAAUUGGGAAAAUGUGACUAAAUCUGGUUCAACUGUUCAAGCAAUUGGGACUUCCCCUGAUUUCUUGUUUACUAGUUUUGAGUCGGGUCGUAGGAACUCGAAUACGAUAUUGGUUUAUGAUAUCAACGAUAGCUUUAAAGUUGUAACAGAAAUUGGGCAUAAUGAAAUCUUUGGUGCUGAUCUUGAUUCCGCAAUUCCAUCCACGAAGUUAAAUUGGAUUCCAAGUCUUAACCUUUUAAUGGCUUCAGGGUCUCAUAGUGGACCAUCUGGGAUUUCUGGAAACAUUAAGUUUUGGGAUUUAAGGUCUGGGAAUCUUGUUUCGGAAAUUAAAGAAAAAGUGGAUUGCUUUUCGGAUAUCACAGUUUCUGAUACCCUUUCGGCUGUUUUCAAGAUAGGGAUGAACUCAGGGGAGGUUUCUUACAUGGAUUUCAGGAACAUUUCGUCUAAUGAAUCUUGGAAUUGUCUCGGUGAUUCAAGAAAGUUGAUAAAUGUGAAGAAAGAAGGGUUUGGUUGCAAGAUUGAAUCCCAUGGGAAUCAAGUUUUCUGUAGUAAAGAAGGUGAACUGGAGCUGUGGUCUGAAGUCUUGAUGAGUUCAUCGACAGCGGGUAAAAGUGUGAAUGAGGAUAGAGUCUUUAAGAAGAACAUUUUGGGGAGGUCGAAAGAUGUUGGAGGCAACAGGAUCACGAAUGUAGGGUUUGGUGGAAACAAAAUGUUCGUUACAAGGAAAGAUCAGCAAUUCGUUGAGGUCUGGCAAAGUUCUGUAAGAAGACUUUGAUCUUUUGCUUUUUAUUCCCACAUAGCUAUUGAUUGUUUCUUUGUGUACAUUGUUGAUUUUCACUGUAAUGUGUAGCAUAAGGUGUUAGAUA
Erigeron canadensis is the source of this 1779-nucleotide messenger RNA. RefSeq names its product BTB/POZ domain-containing protein At5g41330-like. The record is from RefSeq and is a predicted model, not a curated record. The coding region runs from base 243 to 1688 and encodes 481 amino acids. Gene Ontology annotation, biological process: protein homooligomerization. The transcript has a single exon. Gene Ontology annotation, molecular function: protein binding. NCBI's taxonomy places the organism in Eukaryota, Viridiplantae, Streptophyta, Magnoliopsida, Asterales, Asteraceae.